AUGGAUACUUAUUCUGGAAAUCUCUUAACCAAAUGUGUUCAGUUCCGAGAUGAAGAGCAGUUUAUCGAUGUCCGUUUAAAAGUCGGUAAAGAAACUUUUCCCGCUCAUCGCAAUGUGCUCGCUGCGUACAGCGAUUACUUCUACGCCAUGUUUGCAGAUGGAGUGAAGGAAUCGAACCAGGAAGUGAUCGAGCUGAAAGAUGAAAGCCUUUCACCACACGUCUUUAAGGUCGUUAUGGACUCCAACUACACCGGUGAACUUCAGAUCAGCAAGGAAAACGUGUUUGAAGUUCUUGCUGCCGCAGACUAUCUUCAAGUGAGGAAUCUUCUUCAACAAUGUUGUGAUUUCUUGUUGACUGAAAUUAUUCAGUCAGCUCGAUUUGAUGUGCAAAUGUAUUGUUGCGUUUGGACAAUUACCGAUAGACACAGCCUUAGAGAAGUUAAGGAGACCGCAGAUCACAUGAUGGCAUCCAUGUAUACAGAUGCUAGUGAAAGUGAAGAGUUCCUGUCAAAUAUCGACGCAGACCAACUACUCAGCCUUCUCAGUCGAGAUGACCUCAAUGCACCUUCGGAGACGUUCAUCUUUAAAUCAGUGCUGCAGUGGAUUAAACACAAGAAGGAGGAGAGGAUGGCAGUUGCAUCCAGAGUCAUCGGAGCAGUUAGUCUUGGUCUGGUGGACGUCAAGGUCGUAAUUGAAGAACUAGAAAAAGAAGAAAUGCAGCGAGAUCCUGAGAUUAACAAACAUUUACAAAUAGCAAUGAAGCGUCACUGCAUGCCUCACAAAUUUGCUGUGGAGGAAGUUAAACCGCGAUCGAUGAAAAUUGUUCUUGUUGCGUUUCGCUCAAAGGAAAGGUCAUACUGUUACAAGGCUGCUGACCAGGCGAUGACUCACUACUUUGAUGAGGAAAGUAAAGUAUGGAAACCGUUACAAGCUGUGCCAGAUGUAGGUGAAGAUGUUAUACGGUGGUCUAGUGCAGAACAUAUCGGAAAUUAUUUGUAUUUAGUCUCAGAUUCAUCAGACUCACACAUUUAUAGUUAUCAUGCAGUUACAAAAUCUUGGGAAAAACUUCCAAAGUUUAGCUCCUCCAAGGAAAUCCAUUGCUUAUGUUCUGUUGGCGACUACGUUUAUGCAAUAAGUCGAUCCAAUCCACCUAAGAUUUACAGUUUAGCUGACAACACCUGGCAGCAGGGUAAGGCUAAUUCGAAUUCAUUUGAACAUGAAGGGUUAGAUACUGCAGCAGCAGUCAUGAAGUCUAAGUUAUAUGUUAUGCAUGGGUUUUAUGAACGUGCUUAUGAUGUUCACUUCGUCAAUUAUUAAGUAAAACCUGCCAUAGUGCAGUGUUUUGACCCAACAAGAAAUGAAUGGGAAAAUGUCACCUCAACGUGUUAUCCUCACUUUGGAUCCAGUCUCUUUGUGGUCAGUAACAAACUGUAUGUGGCGGGGGGGAAAAGGGUGUGUAGUCAGCACGGUGAGCCGCGCGGUGAAGAUGCGCCGGUGGAAGUUUUUGAGGAGAAAACGAACAGCUGGUCUGUUGUAGAACAGAAACAUAUCCCCGCCAACAAUCUCGGUGCUGUGGAAAUAGAAGGGAGGGUCUAUUUUAUCAUCAACAAAUUUCCAGUCGACAGUGGGAUAAGAAUUCAACCAGAGGACACGCGCCAGUUUUAUCUUGAAGAAUGGAAAAACGUAACGACUGUAAAUAAGGAGGCAUUCCUGUGUUAUUUUCCUGUUAAAAACGAGCAUUUAACAUGA
Molecule: messenger RNA, 1749 nt
Organism: Pocillopora damicornis (cauliflower coral)
Lineage: Eukaryota; Metazoa; Cnidaria; Anthozoa; Scleractinia; Pocilloporidae
Product: kelch-like protein 25
Source: RefSeq, a predicted model, not a curated record